AAUAGGGGAGACCGGGGCUGGUUGGCGCCCCGGGUUGGUUGACGCACUAAGAUUUACUUACAACUAAAAGACUUGACAACAUCGCAAUCAGCGGUGUCCGAAGCAUUUCGAUGACCACCACUCACAAACGUUACUCUUAGUUUGAGAUCAGUAGUGAUAGAGUGUACACGGCACAUUUUUCGUUUUUUGGCGUGCAAAAUGCGUAUCUAUAAAAGAAUGUCCGAGAAGGGAAAAACCCCACCAGAUGUUAUGCUAAGGGCAGUCAGAGAGAUAAAAUUAAAUGCAAAAUCUAUAAGACAAACAGCAAAAUCAUUUGAUAUCCCCGAAGCCACUUUAAGACGGUUUUGCAAGAAAUUUACGGAUGAAGAGAUUAACAGCGAAGUUGUUCAUCCAUCGACUACCGUGGGAUAUUUUGGAAACCGCCAGGUGUUCACCGCAGAGCAGGAAAAUCUCCUCGAGGAAUAUUUGAAAAAGGCUAGCGAUAUAUAUUUUGGCUUAUCAGUCAAAGAAGUAAGAAAAUUUGGUUAUGAGUAUGCUCAAGCGUUAAAAGUAAAAUUUCCUGAUUCUUGGAACCAAAACCAAAUAGCUGGUGAAGAUUGGUUUACGGCUUACUUAAAGCGACACAGGACACUUGCAAUAAGAACCCCUGAAGCAACUAGCUUAGCGCGCGCCUCAAGUUUUAAUAAAGAAAAUGUUGGAAAGUUCUUUUCCAAUUUACAAACGGUUCUAAAUCGUCAUAGAUUUGAACCAUUUCAGAUUUUUAACAUGGACGAAACAGGAGUAACAACAGUCCAAAAACCCAAUAGAGUCGUAGCCAGACGUGGAUUUAAGCAAGUGGGUCGUAUAACUUCUCAAGAACACGGUACAUUGGUUACUAUGGCUCUCUCAGUAUCUGCAACAGGAAACUCAAUUCCACCUUUUUUUAUUUUCCCACGAGUUAAUUUUAAGGAGCAUUUUCUGACUUCUGGGCCCCCUGGAGCUGCUGGAGCUGCAAAUCCUUCAGGGUGGAUGACAAAGGAACACUUUCUACUAUUUUCUAGACAUUUUGUCAAGCAUGUUGGUUGUUCCUUAGACAGACCAUCACUUUUAUUAUUGGACAACCAUGAUUCCCAUCUGUCUAUAGCUGCCUUAAAUUAUUUAAAAAAUAAUGGGGUGACGGUUUUAUCAUUCCCGCCCCAUUGUUCUCAUAAACUGCAGCCGCUCGAUCGCUCCGUCUAUGGACCGUUCAAGAAGUAUAUUAAUUCAGCCUGUGACUCAUGGAUUACUAACAAUCCUGGACGCACUAUGACUAUUUAUGACAUUCCGGUAAUAGUUCGAGACGCAUUGCCAUUAGCAGCUACACCAAAAAAUAUUAUGUCAGGGUUUAGAGUCUCUGGAAUAUCUCCAUUUAACAGAGAUAUCUUUAAAGACCACGAGUUUUCGCCAGGAUAUGCUACUGAUCGACCUGAUCCACUAGAACCGAUGAAUUCCACCAAUCAAUAUGGUUCUAAAGAGCAGUCAGAUUUGUCAAUUGAAUCGAAUCUGUCCGACAAGCCGUUAUGCAAAGAUCAGCCGCAGCCAGGAUGUUCAAAGGAACCUGAUGACGUUUCUCUUUUUGAAAACAAACUUGAUUGUCAAAUGAACUGUUCUAAAAGUUCCAUUCAAGAGGAGAAUGAGAACUCACCUCCUAUCACUCCAUUAAAAUUAAAGCCUUUACCAAAAGCUGCAGCUAGAAAGGAACAACCUAAAAAUAAUAAAAGAAAGCGUCAUACAGCAAUCUUGACAGAUACGCCUGUAAAAAAUGCUCUUGAGGAGGAACAAAAUAAUACAAAAACUGCCAAAAGAAGGAUUGGUUCAAAAAAAGAAACAAAGGCCAAAAACAAAAAAAUGAAGAAAAUUGAUGAAGAUUGUAUCGAUUCAGACGAAGAGGACUGCUUUUGCCUCUAUUGUAUGGACAAAUACAAAAAUAGUGCUUCGGGGGAAAACUGGAUACAAUGCUCAAAUUGCAAAAUGUGGGCGCAUGAGGCUUGUGCUGACAAUCCUGGUAUUUUUUUUGUUUGUGUAAAUUGCGAAAGCAAUUAAUGUUUUUCUUACACUUAGGUAUUUUAAUGUUUUUGUACGUAUGUUAUCUACAGUUCAUAUUAAUGUAUUUAGUUAUUUAGAUUUACGAAUUUAUGAUUGUAUGUAUUUUUUUAAGUUUUUUGAUAAAAUGUUUUUACAUUUUAAUUAAAAAUGUGUUUUAAAUUAUUUUUUUUUGUCUGCGUCAACCAACCCCAGGUAGUGCGUUAACCAACCCCGUGACGGGGCUGGUUGGCGCACAGUGACAUACAUGUUUCCUUCUCAAAUUGAACAUAAAGUACAGUCUGUAAGAUGUUUAUUUUUACAAAAUCUCUUGCCCAAAAGAUUAGAUUUUCGUACAUUGAGCAAAAAGUUGUAAUAAAUCUUUUAAUUUAGCAUCUAGGUACAAAAAUGUAAAAAAUGCGUCAACCAGCCCCGGCCUCCCCUAU
This is a messenger RNA of Diabrotica virgifera virgifera (western corn rootworm), 2486 nucleotides long. RefSeq lists its product as uncharacterized. The record is from RefSeq and is a predicted model, not a curated record. Gene Ontology annotation, molecular function: DNA binding. The transcript has 3 exons. Gene Ontology annotation, cellular component: nucleus. The coding region runs from base 199 to 2061 and encodes 620 amino acids. Lineage: Eukaryota; Metazoa; Arthropoda; Insecta; Coleoptera; Chrysomelidae.